GCCAGAAUGAUUUUGUGGGCAGACAAUCCAGACAUUGAUAACUAAGAAAAAGGUUGAUACUUCAUCGUUGUGCCAUAGGAGCAGAGGGAAUGUAAGGUUUACGAGUUCAUACUGCAAACAAUUAGGGAGUAAAUAAUUAUCGGCAACAAAAAUGUCAUCUAACCCUUCACCCACGGGAACGGCUCUCACUGCUUCCGCUUCGGGUCAAUCCAAGCGCCCGCUCUCUUACCCUAAGCCCCAAGCUGAGUUUCAGGAAAUCGUUCGAAACCCACAGCUUUUCUGGCAAAUGCUUCAAGCUUUCCAUGUUUCUCUGGGUGCCAAAUACUUGGUUCCUACUGUAGCAGGGAAGCCUCUAGAUCUACAUCGUCUUUUUGUGGAGGUUACUGUGCGAGGUGGAAUAGAAAAGGUUAUCAGAGAUCGAAGAUGGGAGGAUGUGAUUGGGGCAUUCACUUUUCCAUCCUAUGUAACAAGUGCAUCAUUCAUCUUAAGAAAGUACUAUCUCUCCAUGCUUUAUCACUUUGAGCAGGUCUAUUAUUUCCGCAAGGAAGAGCCUUCAUCAGUCCGCGAUCCUACUGACAAAACUUUUGGUGCCUUAGAAACCGGACAUCCUAUUGAUGGCGAUGCCACCGUAAAUCCACUGUCAGGGACACCUAGUAUUGAAGUGGGUGAUUCAGUUGUUGGCACAAUUGAUGCGAAGUUUGAUUAUGGUUAUGUAAUAUCUGUGAACAUGGGUCCCGAGAUAUUCAAUGGCGCUCUUUAUCAUAAAGCUAUGCAACCAGACUCAUCUCAGAGUGCUAGUACUUCAACUGGACCCGCUAAACUGAAUAGAAAGAAACACCAGCUUGCUCUAACGGAUCCCUCUAGACCAAGGCAAAACCUAAGCGGCUACAAUUUCUUUUUCGCUGAACACUAUGCCAGGCUGAAGCCUGCACAUCACGGCCACGUGAGAGCUAUCAGCAAGGAAAUUGGAAUGCUAUGGAGCAGACUCUCAGAGGCCGAGAAACAGGUUUAUCAGGAAAAGGGCUUGAGAGAUAAGGAGAGAUACAGGACCGAGAUGCUCGAGUAUAAGUCCUCUCAGCCCGUACAAAUUCAAUAGAUGUAGCUGGUGUAUGAUUUCCCAUGGGAUCACUACUUCCUACAACGGUUUCUUUAUAACAUGGGAAAUUGUUUUUGUCAAUUGGCCUAGUUUAGAUCUUUUCGCCUAAUAUUCUCUUUGGUGGAAAUGAAAUUCUCAGGCCUUAAUUAGUGCACAGUUUGGAACAUAGGAAAUGGGCUUUUCUUUCCUUUAGUAUUAGUUUUGGAGUGGACAAACUUCAUAGUCAAGUCAUGUUCAUCUAGUUUGACAAUUGAACAUGAAUGUAAAUUAAAAUGAAGAUGAAGGUUGCUUAAUUAUAUUGUACUUUUAAAUUGAAUUGCAUGUUCAUUUGAA
This is a messenger RNA of Ipomoea triloba (trilobed morning glory), 1429 nucleotides long. RefSeq names its product high mobility group B protein 10. Bases 152 to 1096 code for a protein of 314 amino acids. The transcript has 6 exons. Gene Ontology annotation, molecular function: DNA binding. The record is from RefSeq and is a predicted model, not a curated record. Lineage: Eukaryota; Viridiplantae; Streptophyta; Magnoliopsida; Solanales; Convolvulaceae.